GUGGCUUGAAAUAACAAUGGGAAGGACACCUUGCUGUGAUAAGACCAAAGUGAAAAGGGGACAGUGGUCUCCAGAGGAAGAUGAAAUUCUCAAGAAUCACAUCCUUAAACAUGGCACUUGCAAUUGGAUUACUCUUCCUCACAGAGCUGGGCUAAAGCGUUGCGGCAAGAGUUGCAGAUUAAGAUGGCUGAAUUAUUUGAGACCAGAUAUCAAACUUGGCAAUUAUACACAAGCGGAAGACAACCUUAUCUUCUCUCUCUACGCUCAACUUGGAAGCAGGCUAAAUCUUGCUCUUCAACUAUUUUCUUAAUCUAAUCUUUUCCCAUUUUAAUAAACAGUUUUAGUAUUUAAAAGUGACACCACGUUUUUUUUCCUUUUUUUUUUUUUUGAAUUUGCAGAUGGUCUGUUAUAGCGUCUAAGCUUCCAGGAAGAACAGACAAUGAUGUCAAGAAUCACUGGAAUACCAAGUUGAAGAAGAAGCUUUCAGCAACAAAAGCCAACUUUGAUGAUGAUGAUAGAAAGGAAAUUUUGAAUUCCUCAAACGAAGCAGCCUAUUCUCUAAUGAAAUUUCAAUUUCCAAGUUGGGAGUCUGCUAAUAAUAAUAAUAAUAAUAAUAAUACCAACAACAUGGUUCAAAAUGACCAAAAAUAUCCAAGAUUCACUCAGGACCACUCCAAGAUUUCGACUUCCGAACAAGAAGGAUCAAUGAUUUUCGGAACAUCUAAUUCUUCACUUGAUUCUAUGCAUGAUCUUGCAUGGUUUGAAAUGUACUUUCCAAUGGAUUCCAACACUGAUGAAAUUAUGGGUGGCAAUGGCACAUGGACUCAAUAAUCAGUCCUUGAAGAAAUCGGCUUUCCGCCCACAUUCAGUUGAUUUGCUUACUUCUUGAAUAUGUUACUAAACAGGAGAGAUUAUGUGAAAACACAAAGUAAAUGUAAUCUCUCAUUUAGUAUCUAGAUGAUUUACUAGUAGAAUUAUGACAUCAACUAGAAAAGAAACAUGGGAAGCAUAUAACAUUGAAGAAAAGGAGGUGUUUACAUAUUUAAUUUAUUUAAUUUCAGUGCUUGUG
Molecule: messenger RNA, 1069 nt
Organism: Lycium barbarum (goji berry)
Lineage: Eukaryota; Viridiplantae; Streptophyta; Magnoliopsida; Solanales; Solanaceae
Product: transcription factor RAX2-like
Exons: 2
Coding region: 17-310 (97 amino acids)
Source: RefSeq, a predicted model, not a curated record